Microplitis demolitor is the source of this 1047-nucleotide messenger RNA. RefSeq lists its product as uncharacterized. The record is from RefSeq and is a predicted model, not a curated record. Lineage: Eukaryota; Metazoa; Arthropoda; Insecta; Hymenoptera; Braconidae. The transcript is spliced from 5 exons. Bases 1 to 1047 code for a protein of 348 amino acids.
AUGGAUCACAAUCACCUGAUGAAGAAGAAGCAUUAUGAUCAUCUUCCCAAGCCGAGAAGAAUGAGCCCGGAAGAAAAGAAAAAAGUUGAGGAACUUUUAUCAGUGAAUGACAAAAGCCUUACGGAAAGAGACGCCUUAAAAAACAGCUUGCUAUCCUUCAAAGUUAAUUUGAUAAAGUCUGCCUAUCAUACUUUAAGAGCUUUCAACCUCGAAAUAACCACCGAAAAAAGACACAUAACACCAACUGCGAGAGACGAAGCUAAAAAAAUAUUGCAAGAAUUAGUUUAUGCGGAAACAGAAGAAAAUUAUCAGAAAUUACAUGGAAAAUUGAAAACGAUGCCACAAUCUAUUGUUGAUUAUUUUGACACAAAUUGGCAUGAAGAUCGGAAAGAGUGGUCAUUGUCAUCGAAUAAUACUCAGCACAAUUUUUUGAAUGGCACUAAUAAUCCUUUAGAGUCUUUGAAUGCUAAAAUAAAAAAAGAUUUAAAUCGGUACAUAAGCCUGAAAGAGUUUGUGAAGCAGAUUUUAAUUUUCAUGGAAUGUUCACACAAGGAACGUGAUCAUAAAGCGACUGUUUCCUAUCAAAAAUCUCGUUCACUACCUUAUGAUUCAGCUGAAUAUCGAUGGACCCGUAAUUAUUAUUUUGGAGCACAAACAGUAUUUCGUCCAUCUGAAGAUCAACCAGAAAUACCAGAGUCUGUAUUGUCAUCGAUAACUUUUAAGAAAAAAGUUUUAUUGGAGCACCAAAAAUAUAGAAAAGCUAACGAAGUUGAACAAAAAUUACCGAGUUUGGUUGCAGGACCAAUAAUCGAAUACAGUGACGAUGAAGAUAGAAAUGAUAUUAGUGAUAAUGAUGAGAAUAUUAUCCGUGAUAAUGAUAAGAAAAAUAUUGGUGAUAUCGAUGAAAAUGAUUUUGAUGAUAACAAUAAAAAUAAUUUAGAGGAUAACGAUGAUAAUGGCAAUGUUGUCGAUGAUGAUGACGAUGACAUUAAUUACCCUGAUGACAAUAGAGAUGAUAAUGAUAGGAAUGAAACAGGUUUAAAAUAG